AUAAAACCGAAAAAAACACCAAACCCGACCUGACCGUUAUAAACCCCGUCACCGGCGAAUGGCGCCGAUACCAGCAAGGCCUGUCAAUCCUUCCCACAUAUAAAUCGGGUUUUCAAUUUGCCGCUUCAUUUGAAAAAACUUUUACACAGAAACGUCUAACAGCUUCCUGAACACUCUUUCUCCAUAGAAAUGAGUUUGAAUUCGUCUCGCUCUGCGGGAUCGUCUGGCCAACGAUCGAAACGAAGCUUCAAUUCCAACUCUUCGAAUCACUCCGCUAACAGUAACUCUAAGAAGAAGAAGACGACCAACCAGAAAACCCUAGGCGCAUCUUGGGGCGCCAAUUCUCACUCUUCCUCUCGCUCCUCCUUCAAGAAAUCCCCAUUCUCCGAUUUCGGCAGUUACAUGGUAGAGAAGAACAGAAAACUCCAUAAUCAGUUUGAUAGUGAAGCUUCGAGUUCUUCGCAUAAUGGUUUAAAUACCGGGAAGAAUAUUUUUCGCGGGGUGUCUAUAUUUGUGGAUGGUUACACGGUGCCUUCCAGUCAGCUGUUUCAGGAACUGCGAGGCUACAUGCUGAACUAUGGUGGAAGAUAUGAGAAUUACUUUUCGAGACAUCGUGUUACGCAUAUCAUUUGCAGUAAUCUUCCUGACAGUAAAGUAAAAAAUUUGAGGUCUUUCAGUGGAGGGCUCCCAGUGGUGAAACCCUCCUGGGUUUUAGAUUCAAUUUCUGCUAACAAACUCUUGAGUUGGGUUCCUUACCAACUUGACCAGCUUGCUUGUAACCAACCGAGGCUGUCAGCCUUCUUUGCUCCGAAAAUAAUCCCAGACUCUGGCGAUGCUUUGAGAGAUGCUGCUAAUCAAGUAAAAUAUGAAAAUGAGGAUACAUCUUUGGUGGAAGCCAGAUUGGAAGAUGCUGACGAAUCUGAAGUGUGCAGGUCCACUGAACACAGAUGGCAAAUUAGUGGAGAAUCUGAUAACGUGAUGUUUGAGAAAAACAAUGAAGAAUCUGGUCAGGAGCUACAUAUUAGUAGUGUAAAAGAUUGUGAAAUGAGAAUAGUAGAAAUGACUACUUCGGCUGCGGAAGAUGAUGGCAGUGUAAAAGAUGAGCUUCAAUAUAGUACCCACCAAACAUCUGUGUCAGCUAGCAGCUGCCGCUUGCCAACCUCUUCAAAUGCUGGGUCUAAUCAAAGUCAUGCAACUCUUGGGGAUCCCAAUUUUGUGGAAAAUUAUUUCAAGAGCUCAAGGCUGCACUUCAUAGGAACAUGGAGAAAUCGGUAUCGUAAGCGCUUUCCCAGAUCUUCUAAAGGGUUUAAGAGAACAGAGCCUAAUCUUAGUGCUUCUGCUAGUCCCACUGCCAUUAUACAUAUUGACAUGGACUGUUUUUUCGUGUCAGUGGUCAUCAGGAAACGUUCUGAGUUGAAGGAUAGGCCUGUAGCUGUAUGCCAUUCUGAUAGUCCAAAGGGAACUGCUGAAAUUUCAUCUGCGAACUACCCUGCUCGAGAUUAUGGAGUGAAGGCUGGGAUGUUUGUUAGAAAUGCCAAGGCUCUUUGUCCACACCUUGUCAUUAUUCCAUAUGAUUUUGAAGCUUAUGAGGAGGUAGCUGAUCAGUUCUAUGACAUCUUGCAUAAGCACUCUAAUAAAGUACAAGCAGUAAGCUGUGAUGAAGCAUUUUUAGAUGUCACAGACGCAGAAGGGUUAGAUCCUGAGGUGUUAGCUUCAACAGUAAGAAAAGAGAUCUUUGAGGCAACAGGAUGCACUGCAAGUGCUGGCAUAUCCAGAAAUAUGCUCAUGGCCCGUCUUGCCACUAGAACGGCUAAACCAGAUGGUCAAUGCUACAUUUCUCCUGAAAAGGUGGAUGAUUAUUUACAUCAACUUCCAAUAAAAGAACUUCCCGGAAUAGGAUACACUUUAGAGGAGAAGUUGAAGAAGCAAAAUGUUCAGACAUGUGGACAGCUGCGUAUGAUUUCAAAGGACUCUCUUCAAAAGGACUUUGGAAUGAAAACUGGGGAGAUGUUGUGGAAUCAUAGUAGGGGCAUAGAUAAUCGGCUAGUUGGGGUGAUUCAGGAAAGCAAGUCUAUUGGUGCUGAAGUGAAUUGGGGUGUGAGGUUCAAGGAUUUGAAAGAUAGUCAGUACUUCCUCUCAAAUCUUUGCAAGGAGGUUUCCUUGCGCUUGCAAGGAUGUGGAGUGCUGGGGCGUACUUUUACCCUUAAGAUUAAAAAAAGAAGAAAAGAUGCAGGGGAGCCAGUGAAGUAUAUGGGCCACGGAGACUGUGAAAACUUGAGCCACUCUGUCACGGUUCCAGUUGCUACUGAUGAUGUGGAAGUGCUUCAGAGAAUAGCAAAGCAGCUCUUUGGGUCUUUCUCUAUAGAUGUUAAGGAGAUUCGGGGCAUUGGCUUGCAAGUUUCCAAGCUUGAGAAUGCAGAUACUUCAAAGCAAGGAUUUGGAAAAAAUUCUUUAAAAUCAUGGCUCAUGCCUGCCUCAAGGAGUAGAGAAGAGCAAUCUAAUUUUCAUUCUGUAGCUGGGGAGAGGGUGAAUGUAGCUUUCACAGUGGAUCAUCUUACAGAUUGUGAGGAUCGGAGAACCGAUGGAACUUCAGGCCAGUUAUGUGAUGAUUCACUUGGUGUUCAAACUCCAGUAGGCAAUCAUCAGUCUAGUGGUGAACCUACUCUGAACCAGGUUUCAGCACCACCGCCUUUAUGUCAUCUUGAUUUGGGAGUUAUUGAGUGCCUUCCUCCAGAAAUAUUUACAGAACUAAAUGGAAUCUAUGGCGGGGUGUUAGUUGAUUUUGUUGCUAAAAAUAAACGAGAAAAUACCAGUGCUACUGUGUCACAUAAACAAGCAAAUGGUGCAAGGAAUGGGGGUGGGAGACCUCUCUUUAAUGAUGUGGUCCCUGGGAAUGAAAUAGCAGUAGAAAACGAGCAAUCAGUUGUGGAAAAACAAGCAAUUCCUUCUUUUGUGGGAGAGUCCUCUCAUGUGGCAGUUUCCACAUCAGGUCCUGGAAACACUGAUAUCAUGCCUUCAUCUUUAAGUCAAGUAGAUACCUCAGUGUUGCAACAAUUGCCUGAAGAACUGAGAGUUGACAUACUUGAGCAGCUUCCUGCGCACAGGAGACAUGACGUAUCUUCAAGUGCUGCGUUGGGCCCUCUUGUAGAAAAGCCUAUCGAAUCAUUAGAUGUGAGUAAUGGGGAUCAUUCUGGACCAAGUGAUCCUGCUUUGAACCACACACUUUGGAUUGGAAACCCUCCUGGGUGGGUUGAUGAGUUCAAAUCCAGCAAGUGCAUGGUAUUAAAUGUUCUUGCUGAGAUGUAUUACAAAUCAGGGUCAAGUGGAAAUUUAUCUGCAAUUCUGCGAAAUACUAUCUUGGAAUCUCAUUAUCCUCUGGAUUCAAGUUCUGACAGUUGGAUUGAAGCUGUAUACAGCUUCUCUGACCUUCUCAGGCAAUAUAUUAAGUCAAAGAUUGACUCAGAUAUUGAAGAGAUCUAUGUUUGUUUUCGUCUUCUUAAAAGGUUUACAAUGAAUUCAAAAUUUUUCUUACAAGUAUACAACAAUGUCUUUCCUUAUCUUCAGGCAUCUGUCACUGAGAGCUAUGGCGGAAACUUGCACAUUUAGCUAGAGUUGUGCUUCUUGUCAUUUGCCUUCACUUAGUGUGCUGGCUUUUACAUCUAAAGGGCCUAAGAUACCAUUUCUGAGCAAGGUGUACCUUGAGAUCAUAACUUCAAUUUCCAGAAGUUGUGUGUUCACAUUCGGGUUCCAUCAAUGUAGGUCUAAGCUGUCUGAUCAAUUUGAUUCCUUGAGUAUGCUGCAUAUGACCUUGCUAACUUACGUGUGAUCACAACAGGAUGUACUUAUGGAUUCUUGUCUCAGGUUUUCAUCAGUGAAAAAAUGAAAGAAAAGAAAUGGCCAUAAACUGAAGAUGAUAUAUUUGAUUCUUUUGGAUGCUAAGAUAAGAGAUGAAUUCGACAAGGAUAAGAUUCUCAACUCCCAUUAGAAAAGGGAGGUGAUAAGCUUUCCUGGCUGUGCAGAGAGGUUUGUUAACUUUCUGCCAUGGUUUUGUCCUUAGUCUGCAUCCAUGUGUGAAAUAAUGUUUAUAUAUAUGUGGAUUUCGACUGAAAAUUCGGUCAGUACCAAGAGCAACCUGAGAAUCAAUGUCAAAUGAGGUUCAGGGGAGUGCCAGAGAGAUUCCAGUUAGGGAUUUGUAGCAAAUUCAUGAAAAUCCUGACCGCACCUGGAUCUAGUAGAACACAGUUGAGAUGUGCGUUUCGGACUCUAUAUCUCCAUGUUUGUUCAGGUCCGCCCAGAAGGUUUGUUUGAAAGUUGGAACUUAGGGGUAGCAUUGCUUCAACAUGAGCUUAAAAUCCUAUAUGUCAGAGUUACUUCCUUCUAGAAUCAAGACCUGUACAUUACGGGUUGUCGAAUACUAUCUGAAAGUACAUGCAUCGAGAGGUCGUACCCAUGUUUUACAUUACACUCUCCCAUUUAUUGUAAAAUUGUAUUAAAAAUGACUGAAUAAUACAAAGGAAAAACAUGCCGUACAAAGUUGCAAGUAUAUACUCUCUCUCAUGCAUUUCAAGUUGAAUAUCUUAUAAGUUUUGCUUUCACAAAUUCACAUUGUGAAGUGCAAUAAGCCCAUACUUUAUACUCGUUUUCGAAAUGAAGUUAAAAUUAUCUUUUGGUUGCCUUUGUUUUG
Messenger RNA from Prunus persica (peach), 4684 nucleotides. RefSeq names its product DNA repair protein REV1. NCBI's taxonomy places the organism in Eukaryota, Viridiplantae, Streptophyta, Magnoliopsida, Rosales, Rosaceae. Gene Ontology annotation, cellular component: nucleus. The transcript has 25 exons. The record is from RefSeq and is a predicted model, not a curated record. Gene Ontology annotation, molecular function: damaged DNA binding; deoxycytidyl transferase activity; DNA-directed DNA polymerase activity. Gene Ontology annotation, biological process: error-prone translesion synthesis; error-free translesion synthesis. The coding region runs from base 190 to 3606 and encodes 1138 amino acids.